Messenger RNA from Talaromyces proteolyticus, 966 nucleotides. RefSeq lists its product as uncharacterized. The record is from RefSeq and is a predicted model, not a curated record. The coding region runs from base 1 to 966 and encodes 321 amino acids. The transcript has 2 exons. Gene Ontology annotation, molecular function: acyltransferase activity, transferring groups other than amino-acyl groups. Lineage: Eukaryota; Fungi; Ascomycota; Eurotiomycetes; Eurotiales; Trichocomaceae.
AUGCUGCCACUUGAGUCUCCUUUUCAACUUCAUUGUCAUUUCACCAGCCCUCAAGUCUGGAAAGAUCUGGACAAUCCAAAGCAUCCGUUGAACCUAGCUUGGCCGGAGUUCCUUGAUCAAGACGAGACAUAUAAGGUAUACUCUCCGAAAUUACUAGAGUACCCUGAACUCUCCAGGUACCAGUUCGCGGUUACGAGAACCAAUUCCAGUGGUAGACAGCAGCUGAUCGCAUGCGCUCGAUCCAUCCCCUUUUUCUGGCCCGAGCUUGCAGAGGUUGUCGACUCAGAACAAGAUGUCUACAGGAGUCACAAAUUACUUCAAACUUUACCUGACGGGGGAUAUGACACAAUUCUUUCACGGGGGUACGGCAACAUAUCCCCUCCGUUAACAACGAGUCAAUAUAUGGAUAUCUCGGCCUGUCAGAGCCAUGAUCCUCCUAACGCCAUCUCGGCAAUAUCGGUCACGGUCCACCCAGACUAUCGACGGAUGGGUCUUGCGGAGGCCCUGAUAGAAACUAUGAUUCAAACUGCCAAGGAAGCCUCGCUGCGGAUUCUCGUUACCCCCCUGAGACCCACGAGGAAAGCUGAUUUCGCCGACGUGCCGAUGACCGAAUACAUCCUAUGGCAGCGAGAAGCCCAGGCCGGAUGUCGCUGUAGCAUCUCGAAGCAGCCAUUUGACCCAUGGCUCCGCAAACAUGUCAUACUAGGGGCGAAGAUUGUGAAGGUUGCAGAAUCCAGUAUGGUGGUUCGGGGGAGUGUUGAGGACUGGGAAUUAUGGACAGGAAUCCCACUAACUCAAAAUAGUCGCAUUAUGUCAUCCAGAAAAAUGCAUUACGAUUCAGACAUUGGGGAACCAUUUACUGAGAUUUAUUUCCCAGGAGGGCUUGCACCACUACGACUGUAUGCAGGAACUCAAGAGGGUGUCUACAUUGAGCCGAAUGUGUGGCUUUGUCAUAGGACGGUUUAG